GGCCGACUAGCCGUUCAAUUUUAAUUCACAUAGAAUCAAUGUCUCUACAGGUGCAAGUAUUCAGGGCACCACCUAGGAAUUUGGUCGGUUCAGCGGCGCAAUAUUCCGCAUCAUCAUGGUCCACAAAACACUCCCUUGGCGGCGUUCCAGGUGAUUAUAGCCACGUGACGAUUAAGAGAGAAGAAAGACAUCAGUGCAUGGGCUGCUUCAGAGUCAAGGCCAACUUGGACGACGCCGCCGGUGCUGUUACAGCGUUGGGUCAAGUAACGGAGCUCACUAAGGAUACCUUUUGGCCGAUUGUUAAAGCCGCUGGUGAUAAGGCUGUCGUCCUCGAUAUGUACACUCAGUGGUGUGGUCCAUGCAAGGCGAUGGCUCCAAAAUUCCAACAAUUAUCAGAGAAGUAUCUUGAUGUUAUCUUCCUAAAGUUGGACUGUAACCACGAAAACAGGCCACUGGCUAAGGAGUUGGGACUUAAGGUGGUUCCUACGUUCAAAAUAUUUAAGGAUGGCAAAAUUGUCAAAGAAGUUACCGGAGCCAAAUUUCAUGAUUUAGAUGGUGCCAUAGUGAAUGCAAGAUCCAGUUAGUGUUCCUUUCUUUUGCUUUCUUGAUGUAACUUGUCGAUAAUAUUGUAACAUAUGAAUUCCUUUGGAUCAAAGUGAUUCAAGAAAAACAAGCGUAUUGUUUUGAAUCAAUGAUUAUCAAUAAAGUCAUAUAAAGUUAAACCAACA
Olea europaea var. sylvestris is the source of this 728-nucleotide messenger RNA. RefSeq names its product thioredoxin F-type, chloroplastic-like. The transcript has 3 exons. The record is from RefSeq and is a predicted model, not a curated record. Bases 39 to 584 code for a protein of 181 amino acids. Lineage: Eukaryota; Viridiplantae; Streptophyta; Magnoliopsida; Lamiales; Oleaceae.